Molecule: messenger RNA, 1834 nt
Organism: Octodon degus (degu)
Lineage: Eukaryota; Metazoa; Chordata; Mammalia; Rodentia; Octodontidae
Gene: Zrsr2
Product: zinc finger CCCH-type, RNA binding motif and serine/arginine rich 2
Exons: 11
Coding region: 31-1686 (551 amino acids)
Biological process (GO): mRNA splicing, via spliceosome
Cellular component (GO): U2AF complex; spliceosomal complex
Molecular function (GO): pre-mRNA 3'-splice site binding; metal ion binding
Source: RefSeq, a predicted model, not a curated record
CUCGUUGGGGGGCGGGGUAGCGCUAGUAAGAUGGCGGCGCCGGGGGUUUCGGUGUUUCCCGAGAAACCGAGUCACAAAAAGUACAGGGCCGCCCUCAAGAAGGAGAAACGGAAGAAACGCCGGCAAGAACUCGCUCGAUUGAGAGACGCAGAAGCCUCACAGAAGGAGGAGGAAGAGGACACUUUAAAUGAAGAACAACUAGAAGAAGAGAAACAGUUGGAGAGAGAGAGGCAAAAAUUACAUGAGGAGUGGUUGCUGAGGGAGCAGAAGGCACAAGAAGAGUUCAGGAUAAAGAAGGAAAGGGAAGAGGCAGCUAGAAAACGACAGGAAGAACAAGAGAGAAAGUUAAAGGCAGAAUGGGAAGAACAGCAGAGAAAAGAGAAACAGGAGGAAGAACAGAAGCUGCAGGAGAAGAGAGAAAGAGAGGAAGCGGUACAGAAGCUACUGGAUCAGGCUGAAAAUGAGCAGUUAGAAAAUGGUACCAGUUGGCAGAAUCCAGAACCACCCACGGAUUUAAGAGUAAUGGAGAAAGAUCGAGCCAAUUGUCCAUUCUACAGUAAAACAGGAGCUUGCAGAUUUGGAGAUAGGUGUUCACGUAAACAUAAUUUCCCCACAUCAAGUCCCACCCUUCUUAUUAGAAGCAUGUUUACAACAUUUGGAAUGGAGCAAUGCAGGAGGGAUGACUAUGACCCUGAUGCAAGCCUGGAAUACAGCGAAGAGGAGACCUACCAGCAGUUCCUAGACUUCUAUGAUGACGUGCUGCCUGAAUUUAAGAAUGUGGGGAAGGUGAUUCAGUUCAAGGUUAGCUGCAAUUUGGAACCUCAUCUGAGGGGCAAUGUCUAUGUUCAGUACCAGUCGGAAGAGGAAUGCCAAGCAGCCCUUUCUUUGUUUAAUGGACGAUGGUAUGCAGGAAGACAGCUUCAGUGUGAAUUCUGCCCAGUGACCCGGUGGAAAAUGGCAAUUUGUGGUUUAUUUGAAAUACAACAGUGUCCAAGAGGAAAACAUUGCAACUUUCUCCAUGUAUUCAGAAAUCCCAACAAUGAAUUUUGGGAAGCUAAUAGAGACCUCUACCUGUCUCCAGAUCGGACUGGCUCCUCCUUUGGUAAAAACAUAGACAGGAGGGAGAGGGCGGGCCACCAUGACGAUUACUAUGGCAGGCCCCGGAGAAGGAGGAGCCUUAGUCCAGACCACUCCUACAAGAGAAACGGGGAGUCCGAGAGGAAGAGGAGAACCAGUCACAGGGGUAAGAAAUCUCACAAACACACAAGGAGUCAUGAGAGGCAUAGCUCCCGAAGUAGAGGAAGAAAAAGGAACCGCAGCCGGGGCCAGAGCCGCAGGGGCCGCAGGAGCAGGAGCCGGAGCCGGAGCAGGAGCAAGAGCAGGACCCGGACCCGAAGCCGGAGCAGGACCCGGAGCCGGAGCCGGAGCCGGAGCCGAAACCGGAGCCGGAGCCGAAACCGGAGCCGGAGCCGGAGCCGAAACCGGAGCCGAAACCGGAAUCGGAGCCGGAGCCGGAGCCGGAGCCGAAGCCGAAGCCGAAGCCGAAGCCGUAGUAGGACUAGAAGCAGAAGCAGGAGCCGAACCCGCAGCUGGAGCCGAAGCAGGAGCAGGUCUAGGUCCAGGAGUCGUGGCGGCCGGAGGUCAGACAGUAGAGACAGAGCCAUUCAGAGUCCCAAAUCCAAAUAAAACUCUUUUGUUCUUAAAUGAUUGUAUAUCUUGCUUAUUAUGGGUGCCUAUACCUGGCUAGAAGGUUAUAAGCUUAAAUGGGUUCGUGAAUCUGGGCUAGGAAUCCUGUAGUUGAGUGUCGGUCACAAGAAAUAGUGUUUCUUCAAGU